AUGGAUGAACCUCAGUUGAAAAGUGAUGGAUUUAUUUCACGUAAGACGACCUGGCGAAAAGACUCGAUUCCGUUCCACUCGAUGAUCCCCACGAAAGCGGCGUUGGCCUCAGCCUUGGACGAGGCGAGACAGAAUCUGGAGGGCCAGUUGCCCCAAGUGCAUGAGAUCCAGGUCGGCGGACCGGCAGACCUCGACCGACCGAUCGGAGAACUGCUCAAAGAUCAGGUCCGGUUCAUCAUCAUUCAUCGGAUGGGACAGACACCUGAACAAGGAUGGGAUUGGGAUCGUGAUGACUCUUAUGAUCAUACUUUAUACGAUACCGAUCGACCGGACGAAAUCAUUCGUGCUUUGGAUCUCACUCAUGCUCGGAACUCGGUCCCUCUCAAAACUCAGACCGAUAAACCACUCGUUGGGACUAUUUAUCAGCUCCAGGCAACUCCGACGAAGAGCAUAGCAGACGACAUUCUCACCUCGCUCACGUACUCCAAAGCGUCUUCGUUGCUCGUCUAUACCAAGGCCAACCUGGAUCCUUUUACGUAUACUUGGGUCAAAGGCAGACAUUUUAUCGAACCUGGCUUGGUGGUCCUCUUGAACGAUUUUGUGGAUUCAGUCUUGACUGAACAUGCGAUCGAGAAAUCGAAGAUCAGGGCUGGACUGUUCUCUUCCCUCUAA
Messenger RNA from Puccinia graminis f. sp. tritici CRL 75-36-700-3, 672 nucleotides. RefSeq lists its product as uncharacterized. The transcript is spliced from 9 exons. The coding region runs from base 1 to 672 and encodes 223 amino acids. The record is from RefSeq and is a predicted model, not a curated record. NCBI's taxonomy places the organism in Eukaryota, Fungi, Basidiomycota, Pucciniomycetes, Pucciniales, Pucciniaceae.